This is a messenger RNA of Serinus canaria (Common canary), 2068 nucleotides long. RefSeq names its product non-homologous end joining factor 1 (gene NHEJ1). The transcript is spliced from 8 exons. NCBI's taxonomy places the organism in Eukaryota, Metazoa, Chordata, Aves, Passeriformes, Fringillidae. Gene Ontology annotation, cellular component: DNA ligase IV complex; nucleus. The coding region runs from base 707 to 1705 and encodes 332 amino acids. Gene Ontology annotation, biological process: double-strand break repair via nonhomologous end joining. The record is from RefSeq and is a predicted model, not a curated record. Gene Ontology annotation, molecular function: DNA end binding.
CCACUGCAGCUGAGAAUGUGGGUACCUGUGAAAUCUACCAUCACCCUGUGGACAUGACAUGGGGAGAGUUCAGUGCUUUGGCCAGCCCCAAAGGACUGUCACUCUGGCUAUGCUCACCUGGUGCCACUGUGCUCAGAAACAACUGGCUGUCCAUCUCCCUGUUGUGUCCCAGUUGUUCCUACGGCCCCUCGAUGCCCAUGGCACCAGGUAUAUGCACCAAUGCUCUGGCACUCCAGGAUGCUCCAGGCUGGUGGUGCAACUCAUCUCAGUUUCCCAAACAAUGAACACACUUUCACCUACAGUCAGAUAGUCCCAGUAGUGCUCACCAUAUAAAUACCCCCUAGGCAUUGCCCUUGUGACUACACUAGCCAAUAAUGGGUUUCCCUGAAGAAGAACAUCUCCCUCCACCUGGUCCCAAGGUGAAAUACCUUGGGUGGAUGCAGUGUGGGAGGAAUGAGGUGGCACUGUGUGUGCAGAUCCCUAGGUGUGAGCUCUCUUUCACCAGCUUGCUGUGACUCCCACAGCUGUACACAGCAGGAUAAUGCACAGAUCAUCCUCAUCCAACUAGCACCUCCCACCUGAUCUUAAAUUUCAGCUGUGCCUGAAGUCCAACUGGGUCCUGCACUCCAAACCCGAUGAUGCAAGCUAGUCUGCCCCGCACUGCAAAGUCCUGGUCUAUUCCCAUGUUCCCUGACACCGUGCCAGGAUGCAAACCCUGUGCGAUGGCCACACUCUCCUGCGACAUGGCUGCAGCCUGCAUGCUGGGAGAGGGAUGGAGGGAUCCGAGGAGCUGGAAAACAGCCUCCUGACCCAGCCCUGGGCUUCUGUUUGCUUUGGCAAGUCCACUUUUCUUGCCAAAGUGUGCUUCAGGGAUACUGGCUAUAUCCUGCUGAUCUCUGACCUCACCGGUGUCUGGUACGAGAGUGCAGAUGCUGAGGCUGUGGGACAAAGGUCCAAGUGCUGUGCUGUGCCCCCUAACCUUGCCUUUUCCCAGGAGCUGAACAAGCGGCUGACGGUCCACGUGUCCUCCUUCCUGAACCACUUGUGCAACUUGAUGUGCCCCUUGCUGGCAGGGCAGUCAGGUGCCACCACUGCCUUCUCCUGCCACCGCUCUCCCAGUGGCCUCAGGCUGCACGUGAAAAGCGAGCUGUCAGGACUGCCCUUCUGCUGGGACUUCCACUGCUGCCCAGCUCCCUUGGACAUGGUGUCCCGUCACCUCGUGCGGCCCCUGAUUCAGAUGAACCUGGUGCUGCAGUGCCAGGUGCAAGAGCUGAUUUCCCUGCUGCUGCAGAAGGAUGCUGAGAUUGAAGAUUACAGGGAGAGCGGGGCCACACUCAGCAGAGACCGCCUGCGGACAGAGCCCUUCCAGGAGGAGAUGUUUCAGCAGAACUUCAUGGCUGAGACCCUGCCCCGGAUCUGCAGUGCGGGAGAAGGGCAGGCGUUUGCCUCUGCUCUGCAGCAGCUCUACACUGCAGUGACACAGCAGGAGGUCAAGCAGGCUCGGAAAAGGCAUUGCUCUGAGGAUGAUGUGGAUACAGCACCCACUGCAGAGACCGUAAAGCACCCCCAUUCACCUGCUGCAUCCCAGGAAGAUGAAACGACAUCUUCCAGCGAGAGAACCUCGCCAGCCUCCUCCCCAUCUCAGAAGCCCCGGCUGCCUGCAGCCAAGGCCAAGCCAAAGAAGGCAAAAGGGCUCUUCAGCUGAAGGACUGCUGCCAACCCUGCUGAGGUCUCUGCUUCCCCCAGCAUUCAAGAGAGGCAGUGAACAGAACCCAUGCAUCAACUGCACCUCCUCAUGGACCCUGCCCAGGUCAUGGUCCUCUCCCAAGAUGUCUCCAGCUGGGGAGAUAGAGCUCCUUUCUUCAACAGUGUUUCAGGAAACAGGUUUUCUAACUCUUCCCUGGUGCAGAGUUUGCCCAGGCUUCCUCUCAUGGCAGAGCCAGUGGUGGAUGUGGAAGAAGUGGGAGGGAUGCUGCCAGUGGGUGUGGGACAGCUGGGGCUCUGGCAGAGCUGUGGGGUUUGGCUGCUCUUGAGUGGGUUUUCAAUAAAGGGCUGUGUCUGGGUGAGA